Striga asiatica is the source of this 915-nucleotide messenger RNA. The record is from the annotation of a GenBank genome assembly. Lineage: Eukaryota; Viridiplantae; Streptophyta; Magnoliopsida; Lamiales; Orobanchaceae.
AUGGAACAGCCCUCGACACUCCCUGACCCUCCUUCCCCACGGUCUCAGUCCAACAUCGCGGAGUAUCCUCUCCCGCAACUUCAUCUUCCUCGACCUUCCUCAUCGGUAAUCCCCGCCGAUCUGACCUCUCUGAUUUUAGCGGAGGUGUCCAAGGCUAUUCAAAACCUCCUGCCGGAAGUUCAAAGCUCAACUUUGGAGGAGGGAGAAAUACCAACAAUUGUUACGGAAGCCCCCGUCGACGGCACCAUAGCAGCUAAGAUAGUCGCCGGCGCAAGGACAGACAUCUCCGGACAAGGUCAGUCAUCUCAGGUCAGAGUUAGCAGAACUUCCGAUGUCAAACCUCCGAGGGGUGGUUGUAGUUUCUUUUUCUGGGCUGAUCUACCGAUUCCCAAUCGAGCUUCUGAGAUUAUAACAAGGCUCCAUACUGAAAAUAAGAUCCUUGAAUCUGGAGAUGAAAUCCUUGGAAAAAGAAAGAUACUGGCUGAAGCUUUACUUGAAGAUUUCAUGAUUCCUUCAUCUUAUCUAGGGUGGCAUGCAACUGAAUUAAUGUCACAAAUUUUCGGCCACCUUCAACAGGUCCAGAUGACCUUAUCAUCAACUUCUGGCCUCCUUUAUGUUAAAGGUCUCCCAGGAUUUCUCCCUUCUAUAGAGAGAGACAUUGACUAUGAGAGACUGGACACAACCUACUCUAAACCCUUUAGGCUUCCUGUUUGGAACAACUACAAACUGGUGAAGACACCUAGUUUGCUAAUUCUUCAAUUGCAUCAAUGGAACCACCCUCACAAGCCUCAUUAUCUGCUUCAAUGGAACCACCCUCACAAGCCUCAUUAUCUACUUCAAGAUCAGCAUUUUCAUGGAACAGAGUCAUCUUCCUCACCCUCUGAAGAGUCACUCCCAUCACUUUCCACAUUCUGA